Molecule: messenger RNA, 1157 nt
Organism: Vigna umbellata (rice bean)
Lineage: Eukaryota; Viridiplantae; Streptophyta; Magnoliopsida; Fabales; Fabaceae
Product: carboxylesterase 1
Molecular function (GO): hydrolase activity
Source: RefSeq, a predicted model, not a curated record
CUUCUAAGAUUUUCUUAUUAUAUAACACUCCGUUUGAACUUUGAAGGAAUCAAUCAAAGAAGAUUUUUUAUCAGCCAUGACACUGCACACAGUGUUUACUGCGGUCUCAGUGUAUCUGAUUCUCGUCCAUGCAUCAAUGCUUGCUAACUCAGCCAUGGAUCCCUACAAAGCCCUCAACAUCAUCCUCAACCCAAACGGCACCCUCACACGCUUAAGCAUUUCGCCGCAAAGCCCUCCCUCGCCGGAUCCCUCGCUCCCCACACCGGUUCUCUCCAAAGACCUCCCCAUCAACAAAUUCAACCACACCUGGGCGCGGAUCUACCUACCCCACAAAUCACUCCAUCAUUCCCCCAACCCCAAACUACCCCUCAUCGUCUUCUACCACGGCGGAGGCUUCAUCUUCGAAAGUGCAGCCUCCACUUACUUCCACGACUUCUGCGUCAGAAUGGCCCACACCACGCAGUCCGUCGUGGUUUCGGUCGACUACCGCCUCGCCCCGGAGCACCGCCUCCCCGCCGCCUACGAAGACUCCGUGGAGGCGCUGCACUGGAUCAAAGCCUCCAACGACGCCUGGUUGCGCCACGCCGAUUACUCCCGCUGCUAUCUGAUGGGGGAGAGUGCCGGGGGAAACAUUGCCUACACGGCUGGUCUACGUGCGGCGGCGGAGGUUGGCAAGUUGAAACCGCUGAAGAUUGCAGGGUUGAUAUUGAUUCAACCGUUUUUUGGUGGGAAGAAGAGGAGUCCAUCAGAGAUAAGGCUUGCCGAGGACAACACUAUACCUUUGCCUAUCACAGAUCUGAUGUGGAAUCUGUCGCUGCCCGUUGGCGUUGACCGUGAUUACCCGUAUUCAAAUCCAACUAUCAACGGUGGAGAUAAGAUUUUGGAUGAGCUUAAGGUUCUUGGUUGGAGGGUUGCGGUGUUUGGAUGUGAAGGGGACCCACUGGUGGCCCGCGAGAGAGAGCUGGUGAAAUUGCUUGAGCAUAACGGUGUGAACGUGGUUGGAAAGUUUUAUGAAGGGGGUCGACAUGGCAUCUUUGUCGGUGACCCUUCCAUGUCCCUCCAAGUCUUUCGUUUACUUAAAACUCUUCAUUAGCUACUUUUUUGGUUGUUUUUUAUGUUUUAUGCACCCAAUGUUUAAUAAACCAAGCUAUUUAUAU